GUCGGCGCUUGUUGUGGAGUGUUUGUGGGCUGCCUGGCGGCGGCGGGGCGACCCUUAGGGCGCGGGGACCGAGCGGGUUGGACCUGCUCGCCCGGCUGUGCCCGCAGAGAAGCAGAUUCCACCGUGUGGUUUAAAUCAGGAAUGAGAUCUUCGGAGAGCUCAGAGCCCACUACGUUUUGGUUAACAUGGAAGACAAAAGACGCCGAGCCCGAGUCCAGGGAGCCUGGGCUGCUCCUUCAAGAAGCCAUGGUGUUGCCCAGCCAGCUACCACUCCCACAAGCCAUCUCCGCCAAACACCUGCUCAGACCUGGAGGAGCAAGGAGCAUCAUCUCUCUGGCUCUCUAAGAGAGUUUGUGUUUGAAGAACCCCAGCUGGUGGCACGACGCGCUCCGGAGCCGCGAGUGAUUGACAGGGAGGGUGUUUAUGAGAUCAGCCUGUCACCCACUGGAGUAUCUACGGUGCGUUUGUAUCCUGGCUUUGUUGACUGGAAAGAAGCUGACUGCAUGCUGGAACAGCUCUGUCGAGAUGUGCCCUGGAAGCAGAGGACUGGCUUCAGAGAUAAUAUAACUUAUCCACAACCAAGACUUACAGCAUGGUACGGAGAACUUCCUUACACUUAUUCAAGAAUCACUAUGGAACCAAACCCUCACUGGCAUCCCGUGCUGAGCACCCUGAAGAAGCGCAUCGAAGUGAACACGGGGUACACCUUUAACUCGCUGCUCUGCAAUCUGUACCGGAAUGAGAAGGACAGCGUGGACUGGCACAGCGAUGAUGAGCCCUCGCUGGGACGGUGCCCUGUCAUCGCCUCCCUCAGCUUUGGUGCCACACGUACUUUUGAGAUGAGGAAGAAGCCCUCCCCAGAAGAGAAUGGAGACUACACCUAUGUGGAGAGAGUGAAGAUACCUCUGGACCACGGAACCUUGUUAAUCAUGGAGGGAGCUACCCAAGCUGACUGGCAGCAUCGAGUGCCCAAGGAGUACCACUCGAGGGAGCCGAGAGUGAACCUGACCUUUCGGACAGUUUAUCCGGAUCCAAGAGGGGCCACCCGCUGAUGGGACAUCUGUCACAGCGACGCCACAAGGAACCAGCGCCCACCUGCUUCGACAGGAAGUGUCCUGAGGCAGUGGGGGCUCAGUUCAGGGACGGUCAUGUGGCCCGUGUUGCGAGGCUUGCUCUCAGCUCCGAGCCAGCAGCUCUGGGCGGCCAUGUGUGUGCCAUGGGAAUGUCUUCUCCUCACUCUGUCUCAGAAUCGCAUGUUAUCUUUAGGCAAAUUAAAACUGGCUGUGUGGCUGCUUUUCUGCUUAA
Molecule: messenger RNA, 1305 nt
Organism: Ochotona curzoniae (black-lipped pika)
Lineage: Eukaryota; Metazoa; Chordata; Mammalia; Lagomorpha; Ochotonidae
Product: alpha-ketoglutarate-dependent dioxygenase alkB homolog 3
Exons: 10
Coding region: 186-1052 (288 amino acids)
Biological process (GO): DNA alkylation repair; DNA repair
Cellular component (GO): nucleus
Molecular function (GO): dioxygenase activity
Source: RefSeq, a predicted model, not a curated record